ACACAACGGUCCAAGUUCACAAAGUGGUCUCACUUCUCAUCAUCUGUUAGGUGCCUUCGCCGCCGCCGCUAUAACUCGUCACCCAUUGUCGCCGUCUUCUCCGCCGCAAUUCCCUGAAAAAGUAGGAAGUCUCUUCGCCUGAGAAUCGAUCAUCGAACGGAAAACCCAUUAAUUGGAAUUCUCCGGAAAUGGCGUCUUCUCUAUCACUUCGCCCCUCUUUCGCUUCUUCGUUCGUCGAUCUCCCCGACCGCGGUUUGUUCAGUAAGAACCCUCCGAACAAUACAGCGGUUGUAAAUGUUGGAAUUUGGGAGAAACAGCUGUCGAAUCGGAACCGGUUCAAGUUGAAUUGCGUUAUGGAGAAAAGGGUCGAUGAGCAAGCUUCCCCUAUUGUUACCAGUUCUUCGGAAUGCUUGGCCGGGCUCGAAAUUAAGGAGCCUAGUGUCUCUACAUUGCUCGUGAACUUGGAGAAUAAGUUUGAUCCAUUUGAUGCUAUGAGUACACCUCUUUACCAGACGGCUACUUUUAAGCAGCCUUCGGCUAUCGAGAAUGGGCCUUAUGAUUAUACAAGAAGUGGAAAUCCAACAAGGGAUGCAUUGGAAAGUCUCCUGGCGAAGCUUGACAAGGCGGAUCGAGCAUUUUGCUUUACUAGUGGAAUGGCUGCUUUAUCUGCUGUUUCACACCUUGUUGGAACCGGUGAAGAAAUUGUUGCUGGAGAUGAUGUAUAUGGUGGUUCAGACAGAUUACUUUCCCAAGUAGUUCCAAGAUCUGGUGUUGUGGUUAAACGAGUGAACACAUGUGACUUAGAUGAAGUGGCUGCUGCUAUUGGUCCCCAGACAAAGCUUGUUUGGCUCGAGAGUCCCACCAACCCCAGACAACAAAUUUGUGAUAUAAGAAAAAUAGCAGAAAUGGCCCAUGCUCAUGGUGCUCUUGUGUUGGUGGACAACAGCAUUAUGUCACCGGUGCUAUCUCGGCCAUUAGAACUUGGAGCAGACAUUGUUAUGCAUUCAGCUACCAAAUUCAUAGCCGGCCACAGCGAUGUGAUGGCGGGCGUGCUUGCUGUAAAAGGAGAAAAGCUUGCAAAGGAGUUGUAUUUCCUCCAAAAUGCAGAAGGUUCUGGAUUAGCUCCUUUUGACUGCUGGCUUUGCUUACGAGGAAUCAAGACGAUGGCUUUACGUAUAGAAAAGCAACAGGAAAAUGCACGCAGGAUUGCUGAGUACUUAUCUUCGCAUCCUAGAGUCAAGAAAGUCUACUAUGCUGGUCUACCCAAUCAUCCUGGUCAUGAUCUUCAUUUUUCUCAGGCAAAGGGUGCAGGAUCGGUUUUUAGCUUUUUGACGGGUUCAGUCGCUCUGUCUAAGCAUGUCGUAGAAACCACCAAGUAUUUCAGCAUUGCUGUCAGCUUUGGAAGUGUCAAGUCCCUUAUAAGCAUGCCGUGUUUCAUGUCCCAUGCAAGUAUACCAGCGGCUGUUCGUGAGGCCAGGGGAUUAACGGAAGAUCUUGUUCGUAUAUCUGCGGGUAUUGAAGAUGCCGAUGACCUGAUCUCUGAUCUUGAUAUCGCCUUUAAGACAGGUCCUCUGUGAAACCCUAAUCAUCAUUGUUUGUUUAAGUGCUUCAAAAACUAUAAAUUUCAUAUUUUAGUUUAGUUUAUCACAUUGUUCUUGGAGUUCUGUAUUUUAUGUUUCUAUGCCAAAAACUUGAGUAACCGAAGUUCAUAAUAAAGCAGAGAGCACUGAAGUUGUUGUUUAAGGUAUUUAUUAAAAAAAGCACCCUCCCAUUAAAAAUGACGUAAAGAACAUUAACUAUAAAAACUACAUAUUACAUAUUUCUUCAAUAUUCAUUCAUGUAUCGUUGUUGUCUUGUUCCUCUGCGUUACCAUUCUCAGCAUUCGCGUUGUCCUCCCAUGCAACGUCAUGCCUCUUUCCGUCUGUGUUUGCAUUCCCCGUUUCCAUGGACACAGUUAUGAACUUCCACCCUAUACAAGAACAAGUACCAAAAAGAAAAGAAAAUUUAUCAAUGUUGCUUUUUUUUUUUUUUGCGUAUGUAAGAAAAUUUAUCUGCUUGUUUCGUUGUGCCCUUCUAUUUUAGAUGAUUUCACCGCCUCAUUAGAGGAGGUAGGGGAAGGGUUAUCGUGAUUUGUCAUAAGACUCACCACUGGCCUCUUGUUGUUCUUGCUGUCCUUGGCUGUUAUGGGCGGCAUGAUCUUGCGGUUGUGGCUGAGGUUGCUGGUCUUGAUUUGGGUUAGGCCCAUUAAGAUGCCAUCGCUUUGGUUCAGAUUGCGUCUGUGCCUCGGGUGGCAAUUGAUGCAAGCCUCUUCCAUUCUGCUGCCCCCAAUGAACAGCAGGGGCGAAAGGGUGCCCAGACAUUGCAGUUGGUGCAGCAUUCGGGACGCUACCAUUAGUAUCUACGAGCAAAAACAUCGGAAAAAAAACAGUGUUAUAGCCAAAAGCUUCAGGAAUAGGUAUUGAAUGAUGAGAAACAGAGAAAAGUCAGAGAAUUUCUUUGCGAGGAAGAUUACCAAGAGAAGGUAUCUGAGGUUGAUGAAGAACCUGAGUUUGCUGCUGAUGAUAAUGAGAUUGCGUCUGCGUUUCCAACUGCUGAAGAAUUUGCUGUUGUGGUUGCGGUUGCUGUUGCACUUGCACUUGCACUUGUACUUGCUCUUUUCGCCCCUGCCCCCAAUGAACAGCAGGGGCGAAAGGGUGCCCAGACAUUGCAGUUGGUGCAGCAUUCGGGACGCUACCAUUAGUAUCUACGAGCAAAAACAUCGGAAAAAAACAGAGUAGUGUUAUAGCCAAAAGCUUCAGGAAUAAGUAUUGAAUGGUGAGAAACAGAGAAAAAGUCAGAGAAUUUCCUUGCGAGGAAGAUUACCAAGAGAAGGCAUCUGAGGUUGAUGAAGAACCUGAGUUUGCUGCUGAUGAUAAUGAGAUUGCGUCUGCGUUUGCAACCGCUGAAGAAUUUGCUGUUGCUGUUGAUUUAGCACUUGCUCCUGCGUUUGCAACCACUGAAGAAUUAGCUGCGGUUGCGGUUGCGGUUGCAGUUGCAGUUGCACUUGCUCCUGCUCUUGGUCUUGGCCUGUGAAGAAUGGAGAAGAGGAUAAACAGAGAAAACAUUCAUAACGUGUUCUUCACGAAAUCAAAUCCAGAACCCGAAACUUUGGAUUCAUACAUUGUCAAAAGAGAUUCUCUGGGCAUCAAAAGAGAAAAAGACAGCAUCUUUUAUGUC
Messenger RNA from Tarenaya hassleriana, 3216 nucleotides. Its product is annotated as cystathionine beta-lyase, chloroplastic. Gene Ontology annotation, molecular function: pyridoxal phosphate binding. The transcript is spliced from 14 exons. Gene Ontology annotation, cellular component: cytoplasm. The coding region runs from base 189 to 1577 and encodes 462 amino acids. Gene Ontology annotation, biological process: transsulfuration; 'de novo' L-methionine biosynthetic process. NCBI's taxonomy places the organism in Eukaryota, Viridiplantae, Streptophyta, Magnoliopsida, Brassicales, Cleomaceae. The record is from RefSeq and is a predicted model, not a curated record.